Molecule: messenger RNA, 6120 nt
Organism: Pristis pectinata (smalltooth sawfish)
Lineage: Eukaryota; Metazoa; Chordata; Chondrichthyes; Rhinopristiformes; Pristidae
Gene: klhl11
Product: kelch-like family member 11
Exons: 2
Coding region: 19-1983 (654 amino acids)
Molecular function (GO): protein binding
Source: RefSeq, a predicted model, not a curated record
UUGGCGGUUGGGGCGGCGAUGGCGGCGGUGCCGAGCGCGGACGGCGGCGGCGGCGACGCCGAGGCCGAUCAGUUCGACUCGAAGAGCCACUGCCUGGAGCUGUCCCGCCGCCAGAACGAGCAGAGGAAGCGCGGCCUGUUCUGCGACCUGACGCUGUCGGUGGGAGGCCGCGAGUUCCGCGCCCACCGCUCGGUGCUGGCCGCCGCCACCGAGUACUUCGAGCCGCUGCUCGGCGGCAACUUCGAGGAGUCGCGCUCGGAGCGGGUGGAGAUGCGCAAGUGGAGCACGGAACCCGGGCCCGACCCCGACACGGUGGAGGCCGUCAUCCAGUACAUGUACACCGGCGCCAUCCGCGUCUGCACCGGCACCGUGCAUGAGGUGCUGGAGCUGGCCGACAGGUUCCUCUUGCUUCAGCUGAAAGAAUUCUGUGGGGAGUUUCUGAAGAAAAAGCUGAACCUUACAAACUGUGUGGCAGUUCACAGCUUGGCCCACAUGUACUCCCUGGACCAACUGGCAUUGAAAGCAGCAGACAUGAUUCGCAGGGACUUUUCAAAGGUUGUCCAGGAUGAUGAGUUCUACACCCUGCCUUUCCAUCUGGUCAGAGACUGGCUGUCAGACUCUGAAAUCACAGUGGAUUCUGAGGAAGUUCUCUUUGAAGCUGUGGUGAAGUGGGUGCACCGGAACCCCGAGGAAAGAGAGAAACACUUUGAGGAAUUGUUCAAACUCUUGCGACUGCCCCAGAUGAAGCCCACUUACCUUACUCGUAUCAUUAAAUCUGAGCAGCUGGUAGCCGAUAAUGCUAACUGCCUCAGGCUCGUUUCAGAAGCAGUGGAAGGACAUGCACUGAGAUCUGAGAACCUGCAGCCUGCCAACCUGGACCACUGGGCAUCCCACGUUGUUUCCUUCCAACCUCGCUUUGGGCAGAACAUGGACAUCAUUAUGGUGGUAGGUGGUGUGUCAGAGGGUGGAGAUUACCUGAGCGAAUGUGUAGGAUACUUCAUUGAUGAAGAUCGAUGGGUGAAUCUCCCCCACAUUCACAACCACCUAGAUGGCCAUGCUAUGGCCAUCACAGAAUCCCACGUCUAUGUGGCUGGCUCUAUGGAGCCUGGGUUUGCAAAGACUGUGGAGCGGUACAGUCCAAACAGAAACAGCUGGGAGCAGGUUAGCAACCUGAUCACGAGGAAGCAUUCCUUUGGGUUAACAGCAGUGAAGCAAAAUUUGUACAGUAUUGGAGGGCAUGGGAAUUUCAGCCCAGGAUUCAAGGAUGUCGAUGUUUAUGAACCUGAACAGGACAGGUGGCACCACUUGGAAUCAGCCCCCAAAAUCCUACGGGAUGUUAAAGCCAUCAGUGUGGAAGACCGUUUUGUAUAUGUCACUGCUCGCACUCCUGUGGACACUGACAAUGAGGAUGGAUUGGAGACUGUAAAUGCAAAGUACGAUACGGACACGAGGCAUUGGCAAGAUGUGGAGUCUUUACCAUUGCUCGAUAAUUACUGUGCCUUCCAGAUAGCCGUCGCAACCACAAACUUUUACCACACAGCCUCCUGCUGCCCCAAGUGUUAUCCUCUGACAGACAGUGAAGCUAAGCAUAAAAUCUCCAGCAUGACAGCUGAUGAAAUCUUGGAAAGCUUACCACCAGAAGUGUUGAGUAUUGAGGGCGCAGCUAUCUGUUACUUCCGCGAUGAUGUCUUCAUAAUCGGCGGCUGGAAGAACAGUGAUGACAUGGACAAGCAGUAUCGGAAGGAGGCGUACCGCUACUGCGCAGAGCGGAAACGCUGGAUGUUGCUGCCUCCCAUGCCCCAGCCUCGAUGCCGGGCAACUGCUUGCCACGUGAGAAUACCUUACAGGUACCUGUAUGGAGCCCAGAGGUACCCAAUGCCACAGAAUCUGGCAAGGCAGCGAGAGAGGCUGCAACAGAUGCAGCAGUUGCAUCGGCGUUCUCUGAUCCUGAGGCGGCAGCUGCAACCUCAAGUUGAAUGCUAAUGUGAAGCACUUCUGCCCUGUGGAACUGUUAUUGGGUCGUGAGUGGAGACACUCAAACAUUCCCAUGGAAGACUGAUGCAGCUGCCAAAUAUAAAGGGCAUAGAAUUUGUUGGUGAUUAUAGGUAACCAAUAAUUCCUGACCUCUCCAAGCAUAAACUGCUCUGUCAGUACAAACCUUAAAGGCAGUUGAAAGUGGGAACUAUAUUUGGUAGGGUGGGGUGGAAUUAUUUCUCCAAUGUCCCAUUGCUAAAGAAUACUUUGCCUUGGAGUUACUUAUGUUUAUUUACUCACUUCAACCCUACCUCUACUUUUGAGUACAAAUUUUACUGGUCACACAAUACCCAUUUUAUUUAAAAAUGCAAAAUUUAUAAGCUUUGUAGCUUAGCUAAGCUAAGUAUUUUUAAGUAGCCUACUUUAAAAUAAGAAGAUGGGGGUGGGGGCUAUUCUGUUGAGUUUUAGUAAAUUCCUUCUGUUGCUCAAUAUUGUCAACAUGGCCACUGCUAUUUGCUUUACUUCAUGUGGUUGUGUGACAACUUUCUCAAUGCUCAAAAAACUGAGGUGAUGGAAGGUUUGGUGUAACAACCUCAUGGGUGCCUGUGCACAACCAGAACCAAGGCCUGAUGUGAUCCAGAACAACUGGGCUGAACAUUAAAAGUCAGUUUGUUGGCUUUAUGCCUGAUUAAAGUGACACAACUGAAUUGAAGACCUAGACAGUUUUGUCUGAAUUUUCCAGUUAUGACCCAUUAAGUGGGAUAUUGCACUUCGAAAACCUCAGCCAAAUUCCCCAAGCACUUUUGUUAUUGUUAUAAGCACUUUACGAUGAAUAGAGCACAGGAUGAGUAACCCAGUCAACCAGCUAGUUAAUAUCCUAGCAAUGGUUGUUGUUUCCCAUGCUGUUUAAAGCCAAUUACCAUUCUAUCAUAUUUGGCUUUUAUUGGUUUGAUUGAGGUAUCCAUUAACAAACACUAAUCAAGAAAUCUGAUAUUUGGCAGAUCAGAGCAUAGGUAACACCUGCCCUUCAUGGUGUGGGUGGAGAAGGUCUCAAAGUUCCCAUAAAGGGUGUGAUGAUAGAGUUGCAAUUUAACAUUUCUUGAUGGGUUGCCACUGACUGGAACAAGUGCUUCCCAUCUUUUCAGUUUCUCUGCCUUUCAUUCCACACAGUCCCAGCUUAGAGGUAGCUUAGUUACACUGGCUUGGAUUGUGAGUUAUGUUAUUAUUUCAUUGAAUUUUGCUUUCUGUUCUUUAUUAUCAUUAACCCUGUGCACUUUUCUGAACUCAUGAGUCUUAGAAGUGAAAACUUGUUCCUCUUCCUUUACAUGAGGAUAAAGUGCUCUUUGUACCUUUUAUUUGCAGUCCUAGAUUUAUGACAAUAAUAAUUGUGCAUUCACAAUAAUUAUUGUAAUUAAAAAUCCAGAAAGCGUUGAAACGCAACAAUAUCAAACAAUUCUCUGUUACAUCACAGUAGUAUUUCCAAAGUAUAUUGCAGUUAUGUCUGCUGUGUUACUGUCACUUUAAGCUGCAAUAUAUCUAUAUGUACAUUGACUUGUCGAUCAUUGAGUUCUAAGGUGUAUUUUCCAAGUAUAGAUCCAUUGUUUAAGAAGUUAUGCUCAGAGAAGGUAGUGACAUAAAUUUGAACAGACCAUCCUAAUUUCUAAUUUCUGUAUCAUAAGUUGCCUUGUGUUUGGAGUAAGCGGUUCAAAUCUGAUUUAAAUUAGUUCGUAAAUGCAUUUGUAAGAUGCCUUGGCAGAGAGAUUUUGUUGUGUAAGAGGAUAUGGUUGUGCCAUUGUUAUUUGUGUCUGGGUUGUUCCUUCACCACCCUGUCUGACAAGGCUAUGUUAUUUAGUGAGGAGCAUGUACUGCAGAUUGCCACAAUGUCCGGACACUUUUUGUCCUUAAUUACAAUAAUUAUAAACUCAGUAAUUUGCAGUUGUUGAUAUCCUAAUGUUUGUGAUUUCCUAAAGUGAAUAAUUGUCUUUUGCUACAGUGGUAACAUCUGUUUAUCUUAUUGCUGGUGACCUGUGCAGUAGCACUACCUCUCACUUAGUGUUGACUGUCACAGACUAUAUCUGGCAGCCAAGUUUCACACUCCUGUUGUCCCCCUUCCUGUUCAAAUUUUAAAUUGAAUAAGAACCUUAAGUAUGUAUUGUCACUGGACCUGGUAAGAGUAUGUGCCCUGUAUAAAGUAGGAUGGAAAAUAAACCGUCAUUAACAAUGACCUGCCUACUCCCACUUGGCUCCCACAUACGCUCUCCAGGCACAGGCUUAGUUUAAAAAGACAUUAAUUGCUGGGUAAUGGCCAAAAUUUUAAACUGUAUGCAGUCUUUAUUACACCACUGACACAGUCAUGACAAUCUCAGCUGCAGUAUCUGCUUUCAUUUUCUGUUCUUGUUAUAACUUGAAUACACCUUCUAAAAACAUACAUUAGUGCAAAGGAUCAGCACACCAGCCAGGCAGAAAUGAUACUGUGAGAAAGUUGCAUUGUGCAAAGAGUUUCAUUCGUUGAGAUGUGGCCUCUAGUUGGGUAAUUGUGAACUGGAAGCAUUAAUGUGCUCACCUGCUCUUUCAACUCUUGCUGAGUAAUAGUGAGAAUCUGGGUCAGGAGGAAGUGCAUUCCUCCUACAUUCUUCCAACUGCUAAAAUCAUCAUCACUUUGUGCAGUUUGAAAUGAAGUACUGGAGUGUUUUUACAUCUGUACUACUCUGCUGAUGAAACAUUUUAUUUUUAGACUUGGCGCAUGCAAUAUUGGAAGUGAUGGUAAGUGAUACAGCAGCAUGAUUUAACAUGUGAGUUGUGAGUACUGCCUGUUUGACAUGGAUUACUAAACACACUGGAAAAUGUUAUGCUGUAGCUCCCCAAUAAUCCUAAAGGAAGUUUCAGCAACAAUUAGGCGGUAUUUCCUUCAGCGUGAAGCUUUGCUGCCUGCAAAUGGUCUCAUUUGAUAGACUCUAACUGGUAUUGUCAGUAUCUUGUCAUACAGAUGUUACACCAGCUCUUGUGAUAAGCCAUCACAUUAAGAAACAACAAAGAAAUGUCUCAAGAAUUUCAUUUUUUUUUCUCUUUCUUCCCCUUCCCCCCCCCCCCCCCACUUAUGAAAUCCACUCCUUCCAUCUGAGGAAUGAGAUCUACCAAUCUUGUCCUGGAUUAUUGAGCAGAGCUUCAGUGUCCAAAGUAGUGUGUCUAUUAACAUGCAUGUGAUAAUGACUGAUUGCAUUCCCUUGUUUGGCUUGUCUUGUGCACCUAUUUAUUAUAGGUUAUUGAACAUCUCUGACUGUCUGACUUGAACAGUUUUUCUCUGCUUUAGAUUCAUUAAUGAGCCAUAAUCUACUUGAUCUGGGAACGUGUGCUUCAGCCAUUUCCAAUUCUGUUCUGAAGUGUGCACAAUUACCAGAACUAAACCCCGAUCUUGAUUGAAAGGACUAACAGUGUAUCUGUGUGGUGGGGAUGGGCCCCAGCUGUGCUUAACAGGCCUUGUUCUCGGACUGCUAUCAAUUUUUGUCAUGUUGUGUUUGAUUCUUUUAAUUUAUUUUUAAUUUUUAAAUGCUCUGUAAUCUUUCUGUGUUAUUACCCUCUCCCCUGAGAUUUGAAGAUGAAUCCAUCAGAGCAGACAACAUUGAUUACCUGAUGUGUGGUCUGUGUAUGCGUGUGUGGUCUAUGUACAUGCAUGCAUAAACGCCUUUGCUGUUUUUUCUCUCUUUAGCCAAGACAGUAGAGACUUUUGCUGCUACGUAGUAAUGUUGACUAUUGGGAGAGGAAAGUAAUUGAACUCCAUUGUAUCCUAGUUUGAAUCCCAGGUUAUUUACUGUCUUGUAUUUGGACAUAAAAGUUUGUUUAGUUUAUCUCCAUCAUUCUUGAUAAUUCUUUAGUCCCUUUUGUCAAAAGCUUUGUUUAUAAUAAAGCAGACAUUUCUGUUCACAUAUAAAUGGAUAUCAUGUUGAAUUAUGAGGGACAGAGCAAGGAGUAUCUUAUGAACAGAAAGUUGUGCUUGUCACUCUGACCACCACUUGAAACAUUUGCAUCUGGGUUGUCUAGGCUUCACAAAGCCUUUCUAUAAAAUGCACGUGCAUGUUCAGCAAUGUGAUACUCAUUCACUCAUUUUUAUAAAAUAUAGCUUGUUAAUAAAAGAGUUACUUUUACCAU